Molecule: messenger RNA, 2164 nt
Organism: Nicotiana attenuata
Lineage: Eukaryota; Viridiplantae; Streptophyta; Magnoliopsida; Solanales; Solanaceae
Product: probable E3 ubiquitin-protein ligase LUL4
Exons: 4
Coding region: 159-1328 (389 amino acids)
Biological process (GO): protein ubiquitination
Molecular function (GO): ubiquitin protein ligase activity
Source: RefSeq, a predicted model, not a curated record
UCAACACCUAAACAUCCUACCUAUUUCCCUUAAACGUUGAUCAGACCAAAUCUUCCCGCGUGGGUCCCACAUUUUUCAUCCAUCUUCUCCUCCAAUUUUCCGCUGAUUUCUUCAAAACUUUUCUUCGUCUUCUGCCUCUUCUUCCCUAAGCAAGAAAAAUGGGAAUUUCUUUGAGUAAAAGGCAACAAAAUCAUCACCUCCACCACCACCCUCCUCCGCCACUACCGCCACCGUCUUCUUCCAUUCCUCCGCCCCUCCCUCCUCUUACACCACCUCCCCACCCAAGCUACUCCUUUCCUCCAACUACUACAACACCACCUCCCCCCUCGCAAAACCCCUAUCCUUUACUCCCCCCGCCCCCACGCCAUAACGUGGUCCCGACUUACCCUCCACCACCACCUCCUUCUAAUUCUUAUAAUUACCAUUUCAGUUUCAAUCAUCAGUCCAGUUAUGGUAGUAGUAGUAGGCCUGUAGUCUAUCAAAAUCAUUACCCUCCUUAUUAUCAUCCUCACGGCAAUAAUGGAUGGGGUGGGUUUAGACCUCCGCCAGCGCCGUUGCCGGUGGUGCCGUAUGUGGAUCACCAAAAUGCAAAGAAGAUUAAGAAUGAUGUUAAUGUUCAUAAGGAUACUAUACGGAUUCAACUCGAUGAGCUCAAUAAGGAUUCCCAUUUGGUUACCUUUACUUUUGAUGCCCUUGUUGAUGGAAGUAUCACCAUUUUCUACUUUGCGAAGGAAGGGGCCAACUGCAAAUUCAGUCCAGUAUAUCCUGAAAUCAAGCCUGUUCAAAUACCAUUUGAAAAAGGACUGGGCCAAAAGUUUUGCCAGCCUUCAGGAACUGGAAUUGACCUCGGGUUUUUUGACGUCAAUGACUUAUCAAAGCCAACCCAAGGAGAAGAAAUAUUCCCGCUUAUUAUAUCAGCAGAGUCAUGUUUUCCAUCUACACCAAUAGAUGAGAAGUUUGAUGAGCAAUCACUGGAUAAGUCUCCCCAUGCACAAAUAACUGAAGCUGUGCUAGUGAAGAAUAAUGAGGAUCAUUUCCAAGUGAAAGUGAUCAAGCAGAUUUUAUGGAUUGAAGGAGUUCGCUAUGAGUUACGAGAGAUUUAUGGUAUCAGCAAUUCAGAUGAAACUACCGUCAAUGAUGACGAGUCAGGAAAAGAAUGCGUGAUUUGUAUGACUGAGCCAAAAGACACAGCAGUUUUGCCAUGUAGGCAUAUGUGUUUGUGCAGUGAGUGCGCCAAAGCACUGAGGCAUCAAUCAAAUAAGUGCCCUAUAUGCCGCCAACCGAUUGAGGAACUUCUGGAGAUUAAGGUCAACGAAGUGGCAUCAUAAAGCUGGGAUGUUGUGACAGCCAGAAUUGUAACAAGUCGAAGGUUUGGUUUUUGGUUUAAUAUUCGGCGUGUGAUUGUAUAGCACAGAGAUUGUACAUAAUAUGGUGUGAAUAACAGAAGUUUUGCCAACAUUUUCACCUUUUCCUUAAAGGAAAAUUUAGACACAUCUUUUAGUUAUCCCUUUAUUCUUGAGAUAAUUGGUUUAAGGACACCAAUGUUUUUCCUCUUUUAUUCUCUUUUCAUUCUUAUUUUCAUGCGAUGGAGAAAAAAGGGGUGGGAAUAUUUGUACUACAAGUAAAGUGGAGAAAAAAGGGGGGAAAAGCACAAGAUGAAUCUUGGCUUUGGCUUUACUAAGAUCUUGAGAAGACAAAAGGCUGAAAUGGUGUCUGAAAGUAUAAGGAAUCUGUUUGAAUGGGAAGGAUUGGUCUCUUGUGCAGAAGGGAGACAAUUUUGAAUGACGUUAAAGUAAAAGUGUUGAUGGAAUCAGUGUGCAGAUCCCAAGGUUUCAACAUUUGACGUAUCACUGGAUUAUGUUGUUUAUGUUCUUGACAGUAAAGGAAAAAGUAUGCUUUGGACAUAGCAGUUCAAUUCUGCUUUAAGUUUGGGUAGAAAUUACUUUCCUUCUCCACUUCCUUUUUUUGGUUUUCCACUGCAGAGUCAAAGAUGGAAAAGAAUAUAACGAGUGUGAGAUAAGACACUGAGAAGAACCAAAAGAUUAUGCUUCGUUUUCACGAUAUGCCUCUUUGCUUUUUCUCUUUAUCCACAUGAAAGUCCUCUAAAGCUAUUUUUGUGAUCGUUAUAAUUUUUAUUUUUAUGGAAAGUACUCUUUUAGAGAGU